CCCUCCGCCAUUCUCUGGCUGCUUCUACCCUUCUCCUCCUCCUCCUCCUCCUCCUCCUCCUCCUCCUCCUCCUCCUCACUCCCCCCUCCCGCGAUGGAAGCCUCCCCGGAGCUGCAGCGCAUCCUCGAGCGCCAGCGCAGCCAGGCGGGGGACGACGCAGACGAGGGCGCGACUGCUGCGGCCCCUGGCCGCGGGGCCGCCUCAGAGCUGCAGGCCGCGCUGGAGGAGGCGCGGGUGCUGCGGGAGGAAUGCGAGCGGCUGCGCGGCGGCUGCGGGCCUGCCGAGGAACUCGAGGCGCUGCGGUCGCAGCUGGUCGAGUCGAGGGCAGACGCCGCUGAGUCGCGGAAGGAGAUCUCCCUUCUGCGGCGAGAGCUCGGCGCGGCCAGCAAGGA
Prorocentrum cordatum is the source of this 392-nucleotide messenger RNA. Lineage: Eukaryota; Dinophyceae; Prorocentrales; Prorocentraceae. The record is from the annotation of a GenBank genome assembly.